AUGUCCACCAUAGUCAAGGAAGCUUCCCAGAGCUCAUAUCCCCCCGUCAUUCCCAAGGACUUCAACGGCAACCAGCCAAAGACCAUCCGCUUGUUCCCUCUAAGCAACUACACAUUUGGCACCAAGGAUGGCCAGCCCGAAGAGGAUCCGUCCGUUCUUGCCCGGCUCAAGCGGUUAGAAGAGCACUACUCGGAGCAUGGCAUGCGACGGACUUGCGAAGGCAUCCUGGUCUGCCAUGAGCACAACCACCCGCACAUCCUCAUGUUGCAGAUCGCAAACGCCUUCUUCAAGCUACCUGGCGAUUACCUCCGCGCCGAAGAUGACGAGAUUGAGGGCUUCAAGGCGAGGCUGAACGAGCGCCUCGCACCAGUGGGCACACAGUUCACAGGCGAAGGCGUAAACGACGAGUGGGUAGUUGGCGAUACGCUGGCGCAGUGGUGGCGGCCCAACUUCGAGACCUUCAUGUACCCUUUCAUCCCUGCGCAUGUCACCAGGCCAAAGGAAUGCAAGAAGCUGUACUUCAUCCAGCUUCCCCGUAGCAAGGUUCUUAGCGUCCCGAAGAACAUGAAACUCCUCGCCGUUCCUUUAUUCGAGCUCUACGAUAAUACCGCGCGCUACGGACCACAACUUUCGGCGAUCCCUCAUCUGCUCUCCCGCUACAACUUCGAGUUCGUCGACGAGGACGGCAAUGUCGCGGCGUGCACACCUGGUGUAGGCCCACCAGACGGAUACCGGCCUCAGACCAAGGUCCUGGCAGGCGGCGAUGGGGACGAUACUACGAUGGAACAGAAUGGGGAAGGUAGCGACAUCACUCUUUCGUAG
This is a messenger RNA of Alternaria ethzedia, 822 nucleotides long. RefSeq lists its product as uncharacterized. Gene Ontology annotation, molecular function: mRNA binding. The coding region runs from base 1 to 822 and encodes 273 amino acids. The transcript has 4 exons. The record is from RefSeq and is a predicted model, not a curated record. NCBI's taxonomy places the organism in Eukaryota, Fungi, Ascomycota, Dothideomycetes, Pleosporales, Pleosporaceae. Gene Ontology annotation, cellular component: mRNA cleavage factor complex.